Daphnia pulicaria is the source of this 1324-nucleotide messenger RNA. RefSeq lists its product as uncharacterized. Lineage: Eukaryota; Metazoa; Arthropoda; Branchiopoda; Diplostraca; Daphniidae. The transcript has 4 exons. The coding region runs from base 141 to 890 and encodes 249 amino acids. The record is from RefSeq and is a predicted model, not a curated record.
GUAAGGUUAAUAUUUGGACGGAUGGUGAUGAGGUAGGAUCUUAUUUUCCGUGUGAACAACUUCACGUAAUUAUUUUUAUAAAAGAAAGUGCUGAAUUCGAGCUUGGUCUAAGGACAGUGAAAUCCCACAGAAAUUGAAAAAUGGAUUUCAAAUUUUUUAUUCCACAUCCUCUCGGCCAGAUUGGCCCGUUUUGCACAGCUGCCGGCCUCUUUUCCAAUGUUUUUGACUUGACAGAUCUUCCAACGAGCCAAGAGAAACUAAAGGCUGAGGAGCUAAAGAAUGGCGUCGUGAUUGAAUUGCACUCCUACUUCUCUCAGGUUAAGGAAACGAGGAGAAACUUUGCCAGAGCACUCAGUCUGUUUUUCGACGUUAAACUGGAUUGGACAAACCAACGCGUGGUGAGCCGGCUUUUCAGCAAAGCAAUGAAUCCGCUGUUAGCUAAAAGAGCAGAUCUCGCCAGGUGUUAUGUUGCUCCUACUAGUCGUCGGGCCUCUCACUCCAGAAAGAUGGUUAAGCAAGAAAACGGUCCGCACGAACAAAUUUCUCAAUUCGAUGCUGCUGUCUUUGUUAUACCUCCGGACGGAUUUGAAGAUCCUAAUCCUAAUCUCCAAGUCAUCAAAACCAGCGACAAAAAAGUCAAAAAGGAUUUGGAUGAAGGUAAAUUACCCGCCUCCAAGGUGUGUAAGCCCACUCAAGGACAACAAUUGCUUCAACUUCAAACCCGUUUUGAUGCCUUCCGCCGUGCCCAGCGCAAACACAAUGCUGCAUUCCUUCGCCAUAUUCACCUAAUCCAGCGUCAACUCCAAGAUGUCAAAUGGAAAACCUCAAAGCACAUUCUUCAAAACCGACGUCGUUCCAUGCCGUCGUCCAUGCCUCACCCUUCUGUCUAAUUUUGAAAACACCAAACACUUUUGACUGCCCUCGAUUCCCCGAGUCUUCACCUCCCCUUUUGUUCUCUACGCUUCAAACCCAGAGAGAGAUCUAUUGCUCGUCCAGUUACGCGCAUCCAAGUGAAGCGGAGACCGAAGAAAUUCGGAAAUUUCCUUGACGGGAGCCUAAAUUCCGCGUUCGUUUAUUUUCCAAAUUGAUAUUCUGUUUGUUUCUUUUUCUGGUCUUUUUUUUAUGGGGCGUUUUCUUUAUAUCAUUUUUUGUGUGUGUGUAAUGUUGUGGGGAAUUUGUAUAGUUUUUCUUUCUAUUGUUUAUUUUCUGGGAUGUGUUUGGGGGUUUUGGGUACCAUUCCAAGAUGGUUUUUCUCUUUUGUUUGGGGGUUUUACACGGUUUCGCACACAGAUGUUCGCAAUACAUCGACGAGUUUAAAAUUAAA